This is a messenger RNA of Brugia pahangi, 429 nucleotides long. The record is from the annotation of a GenBank genome assembly. Lineage: Eukaryota; Metazoa; Nematoda; Chromadorea; Rhabditida; Onchocercidae.
AUGGAUGAACGUGAAACGAGUAACACACCAUUACAGCUUAUAACUCACUUAGCACGCAGAGCUGUCACAUCAUCUGGUCAGAAUAUUUAUGUUGGAGCUGAAGCUACACGAAGAUUUUCGACGCUUCCAUCAGCAGGUCCACCUAUAUCAGUUUCUACGGUAGUUCUGAAGCGGUAUAUAUCGGUUAAUCGUACAGGCACACAUCCUGCUGAUAAUUCGUCUGUACACCAAGCAAAACGAUCUUUAUUAAAUAAUUAUGCCUGCUAUCUUCAAUUAAUACGGAAAUUUCCUCGCAGUAUUGAUAAAUCGAAAGGCUUGAGACACUUCAGUACCAAAGUUUGUGAGAAAUUGAAGGAAAAAGGACAUACGAAUUAUAAUGAGGUAGCUGAUGAACUUGUUUCUGAAUAUUUCGAUUCGGCCGAUAUUUAG